Prunus mume (Japanese apricot) is the source of this 1883-nucleotide messenger RNA. The record is from RefSeq and is a predicted model, not a curated record. Lineage: Eukaryota; Viridiplantae; Streptophyta; Magnoliopsida; Rosales; Rosaceae.
CAUUGUAAAGGUUUGCCAUUAGCCAUUAUUGUGCUUGCCGGAGUUUUAGCCAGAAAAAACUCCAUUAGAGAAUGGGAGAGAGUGUUAGAGAAUGUUCAUGAAUACAUAAGCAGAGGCAUCAGACAAGAAGAAGAAUAUGAAGGUGUAUCAAGAGUGUUGGCAUUGAGUUAUGAUGACCUACCGUAUUACUUAAAACCAUGUUUUUUAUAUUUAGGUCAUUAUCCUGAAGACUAUGAGUUUUUGGUGAGCGAAUUGACUAAGUUAUGGGUGGCAGAAGGUCUUAUCUCCUUGAGACAACAAAGACAUGGUUCGAGGAAAACAAUGGAGGAUAUAGCACGUGAUUGCUUAAGUGAGUUGGUGGAAAGGUGUUUGGUUCAAGUGGGAACAAGUGGCUCAACAGGAACAAUUAAAGGUUGUCGAAUCCAUGAUCUUGUACGAGACAUGUGUUUGUUUAAGGCAAAUGAGGAAAGCUUCCUCCAAAUGCAAGAAAAUACUUAUUCUGUGGCAGCCGAGGCAGAACAAUUGGGGAAAAUUCGAAGACUUGCAAUUUACGUGGAUGAGAAGGCAGAUAGGUUGGUUUCUUCAAGAGAUGAAACAAAUGGGCACGUAAGGUCUCUAUUAUUCUUUGGCCUAGAAGAAUGGAUUCCAAAAGGUGAAAAAGGAUUACUAUCUCCAUUGAUGGAUUUCAAAGUGCUUAGAGUUUUGAAGGUGGAAGGUCUUAAUGAAGUAGAAGUUGAGUUGCCAAGUGAAAUUGGAAAUAUGGUACACUUAAGGUUUCUAAGUGUGAGGUUGAGCCAAAUAAAAACGCUUCCGCCAUCCCUAGGUAAUUUAGUAUGCUUGCAAACUCUUGAUUGUUGUGUUCGGAAUGACAAUGUGGUCGUCCCAAAUGUGAUAAAGAAGAUGAAACAAUUAAGACAUUUAUAUUUACCCUGGGGGUACAGAGCAAAGGGUAAGCUGGAGCUGUCUACUCUUGGCCAUCUACAGACCUUAUAUAACUUUUCAAGCGAGUAUUGUGAUUUGAAAGAUGUUGGUAGAUUAACCAAUCUUAGAAAACUGAAAAUAAGUCUGUCAAGCUCUUUGCAAAAUCUGGAGGAAAUCUUAAAAUCUACAGGCAGUACGCUUAACCGUAUCCGGUCUCUAAUUUUUUGGAACACUUCUGGAACGAAUAGCGGUGCAAAGCAAGCUAUGCAGAUAGUAUCAAGCUGUCGGGGUAUAUACAAAUUGACGCUGAAUGGGCCAAUUGCAGAAUUACCGAAAGAGCCCCACAACUAUCCAAACCUCACCAAGUUAGUAUUGGGGAGUUGUGGUCUCAAGGAGGACCAAAUGGGAAUACUAGGGAAGCUGCCAAACCUAACAAUUUUGAAGCUUUUUCAAGAAGCUUUCGAGGAGAAUACAAAGAUAAUGGUUUUCUCCAAAGGAGGCUUUCCUUCUCUUGAAUUUCUUUUCGUUACUGGUAUGUUGGGAAUAACAGAGUGGAGAGUAGAGGAAGGAGCCAUGCCUUGUCUCUGUCGAUUGAACAUCACGUAUUGCUUGGGAUUGACUACACUUCCAGAUGGGCUGAGAUAUCUUACUAAUCUCAGGGAAUUAACCAUAAGAGGGAUGCGUAGAGAACUCCACCGUCGGAUUGAGGAAGAUGGAGAGGAUUUCUAUAAAAUUCAACAUGUACCUUCCCUUGUAAUUGAAGAACCAUCACUGAUGCAAUGAUGGCAAGCUAGCUGCAGGUAGGAACUGAUAUUGAGAAAGUAUGUCGAAGCUCUGCAGCAGAGGGAGCAUGUUCCUGGAGAUGUGGUCAAGAAAUGCUCUGUGAAAUCAAGAGGAGCAAAGAUGUUGUCCAACAGUACAUUUAUAUUACACAACUGAAAUGAUCGUAUUAUACUAAAAUU